Messenger RNA from Diorhabda carinulata, 1878 nucleotides. Its product is annotated as serine/threonine-protein kinase pakF. The transcript is spliced from 4 exons. Bases 93 to 1541 code for a protein of 482 amino acids. The record is from RefSeq and is a predicted model, not a curated record. Lineage: Eukaryota; Metazoa; Arthropoda; Insecta; Coleoptera; Chrysomelidae.
CGAGUAGUGCGCUUUCACUGGAUUACUACUAUUUGAAAUCACAAGAAUUUUUAUAUAUAUAUUUCUAGUAGCUCCUGUCAAAAAGAAAUAAGAUGAAAUUAUCAUUUAUAUUUGAAUUAUUACUAAUAUUCAUAUUAGUAGCAUUUGCAGCAUCGGCUGUAAUAGAUUCAAGAGCUAAAUUUAAAAAAAGGUUAACUGGAAAAGUUACUACAAGUACAUCUAAUAAGCAAAAUGAAAAUACGAAUCAAAGUGCGUCCAACAAAUUUUGCAAAUGUGCGAAGCAAAUGUGUAAUUGUUGUAGAGAUUUUAAUAUAAGACUUCUUAACCUAAAAGGACCAGGCUGUGCCUCAUUACAGUACUUACAAGGAGAUCAACUGGCAAUUUCGAUGAGUUUCAACGACAGAGUACUUACCAAUACGACAUUACAAGGUAGGAAACCACCACCCAUUUGUAUGCCAUUACCAGGUGGAGUUUCAAAAUUCUGCGGCCGUGUUUAUAAUAUUGGCCGCCAAGGAGAAGACUUUAAGGCUUGUCUAGGACUCGAACUUCGUGCUCUUAAUGACAUAGAAGCCGCUAUUCGCGUAUCAUGUUUCCGCUUUGGCCCUAAGGGUCUUAGACUAGAAGCACCUGAACCUUUACCUCCAUUAGAAAAUGAAAAUGAUGACGACGACGACGAUGAUGAUGAUGAUGAUGAUGAUGACGACGACGACGAUGAUGACGAUUUUGAUUUUGAUGGAGAUGAUGAUAACGAUGUCGAUUCUGUUGACUACAGCGUUUUUGAUGAUGAUUUUAUUGGUGAAUACUUUCAAGAAGAAGAAGAAGAAAAUUCUGGUACUUAUGGUAACAGCAAUAAAAAGAAAGUGUCUACAACAACUACACAAGUACCAUUUAGAAAAAUCACGAGAAAACAUCAAUACAAGCCUGUAGAGAAAAAACCAGUUCGUACAAAAUCCAAACCUCAAGUGAUGAAUAGCAGUACAACACCACGAACAACUGUGAAGAAAACAGCGCCAACAAUUAAAAAGUUACGAACAACCACAACUAGUCAACCUAUGAAACUCUCCACUGAAAUUAUCACUACUCCUAUAGUUGUUGUGAAUGAAUUAACAUCAGAAAAAGCUACAAUUAAGAACGGAACGUUUACUGAACUAAAGGCAACUGAUAUUGAUAAAAACAAUAGAACUAUCGAAUUUUUACCACCAACAGACAUGUUCACAAGCCCAGUACAAUCAUCUACACAUAAGACUGAUGCCACUUUAGUAACCACACAAAAAGUAGAAGUAAAUACUAACCACUUACCACAAACGGAAGCUUCUGCUAUUAGAGAGGAAGAAGAAUCGUCCGAAGAAAGUGCAGAAGUUAUAGAUGCUGUUGGAGAUGUUUUAGAAGAAGAAAUAUCUGAUUCAACCGAAGAAAUGACCACCGUUGAAAACAAAACGACAGCAGCUACAACUGUAUCGGAAGAAUCUAAAGAAAUUUUAGACGAUGUAAUUGAUGGCAUGGUAGAUACAUUCACAGAAUCUGAAGAAGUUAAGGCAUAAAAACGCUGGACAUUUAUAGUCAAUAUCUUUUCAAAUUAUUAGUGUUUCACAUAAUAAUAUAAAAUACUUUUAUGUAAAUGUUAAAAAAAAACACAUAUGCUGAAUUAUAUUCCAAGAAAAGUUGCAAAAACCGAGAAAAAAUGUUCAUAUUUUGAGUGAAUCGGGUACAGAUAUCAAUUAAUACAUUUUUAUCCCGUUCAUCAAACAUUAUUCCAUUACCCACUUAAGUACAAAUAAUGUAAUAAUUUAUCUAAUUAAUUAUUAUAAAUAUUUGUUGGUUUACAUAUUUAUUAUUUAUUUAAUUUAUUUAUUAAUAUUUAUUUUGUGUCAAUAUAUA